This is a messenger RNA of Symbiodinium natans, 600 nucleotides long. Lineage: Eukaryota; Dinophyceae; Suessiales; Symbiodiniaceae. The record is from the annotation of a GenBank genome assembly.
AUGGAAGUCCGGGCUAAGAAACGCCUAGCAUGUUGCUUGCAGCUAGGGACUUUGCAAUGCUUGAUUUAUCUUGUUCAACUCCGCAGGACAACCACACUGAGCGCAUUCUUCAAAGCAUUUCACCUUCUGCGGCAGGGGACGGAGCAGACUGCCAUGUCGGGUGAGCAGCUCCUGCUCUUGUUGCUGAAGAGCAUCCUCCUGAGCACGAAAGGCGACACGCUGUCUCAGCAUCUGCCGGCGUCCAUCGACCUGGAGCCCGCCAUCAGGGGGAUCCGCACCAUGGAUGAGCUGAUACAGGUGUGUCAGCAGCCUGGAGAAGCUUUCGGGAGACUGGUGGAAGGGAACCUGGAGCUUGCACUGACAGCCGCAAUCUCAAGCCAGAGCCUGAGCCAGUUUGUUCCGGAAGACUUGCAGGAGAAGGUGACGGCAAAGGACAUCAUCAAGCUUGCCAAAGCACUGAAAAAUCACAGCUUGAUCUCGUGGACGACGCCCUGGGCGACCAUCGAGAGCCUUCGAAAGUGGCUGGCAGAUCCUGCUGCCUUAACUUUGUCACUCAUCCAACGCGUCCACGGCGAACAAGUUCAGCCCGAAGCUCAGUGA